CAAUGUUCUCGCGAUAACUUGGGUGUAAGGGAACCUGUCGUCCCAGUAGCAACUGAACGGGGCUAAGCGCAGAAGAGCCCCACGAAGGCGCCCAACCCGGCGGCGGAAUGGCCGAGUACAGCCGGACGGGCAUCCUGACGGCACUGCUGCUGUUUACGGUCGUCACUCUGCGGGAUUUUUAUCUCGGCAGGAAUUUAAGUGAAGAGCAGCAGCGGGAGCGGCAGGCCGCCGACAUCCGGGGCGCCGUGCCCGAAAGCCCGCGGAACCUGGAUGCGUUGAAGACCGGCAAGCCGCAGAUGUACAUGGGCCCGGUUCUGAGGUUUCAGUACUGCAUUUCCUGAGGGUACAGCAAGGUGUACCAGGAGUACUCUUGGUCUAUCAGCCAGUUGUACCCGGACAUCAAAAUCGAGGGAGAAAACUACCCUCCAAAACCCAUCAACAAGUACGUUGCAAAUUUCAUUUCCUAUUUCAAACUCCUCGUCAUCGCCCUGAUCGUAAGUGGCCAGAAUCCUUUUCCUCUCCUUGGAAUCCACACUCCAGCUAUUUGGUCAUGGGGCCAAGACAAUAAGAUAUUUUCCUGCCUGAUGAUGUUUUUCAUCAGCAAUAUGCUGGAGACCCAUUUCUUAUCUACAGGGGCUUUUGAGAUCACUCUCAACGAUGUACCAGUUUGGUCAAAGCUGAAUUCAGGACGUGUACCUAACAUCCAGGAGCUUUUUCAAAUCCUCGAUAAUCACCUGAAGAUGAAUCAAGUCGGCAAUGUCUUCCCAUAGAACUAGUUUCCAUGCUUAGUUUCUGCAGUGGUUUUCCCAGUGCAUCGGGCUGUCCUGUGGCGUUAUGAAGGCCUGCACUGCAAACAGCAUGCUGUAAGUCCAGGCUAGAUGUCCAUGCCACUGUGCACACUCCUGCCUUCUUGGGGAAACCUUCAGCACUACAAAAGCCUGUGGACUGACUUUUUUUUUUUUUUUUUUUUGCAAAAGCAAGCCUCGUGGAAUAAAUCCUGACCUUGUAAGCCUAGAAUUCCAGGCAAGGUACUGUUUUUAGGUUAAUGCUUUUUGUCUUGCUCUUGUAAUUGUGCCCAUAUGGGUUUUGGUGGGAUAAACUGGAGGCAGUGGUCUUCUCCCGAGCUGAAUGUUUUUAAAAUGGUCAAAACCAUGAAUGCAAUGUAGUUUAGUGUCUGUCAAAUGCAAUGUCAAAUGGGGUUUAAACAAAUGCAACGGUGCGGUUUUAAUUUCUCCAGUGCUAACUGUUCGUGUCCUGUGGAGCUGGAUGCUUUUUGUUUUCUAAAGGCUAAGGUUAUCCAGAUGACUGCUCACAGUCACGCUUAUCUCAUCAUCCACAGAAGGCUUGCCCAUUUGCAUCAUGGUCUGCCGUGGCAGAUGUUCUUUGUUAAAGCAAACGGCAGGUUGGGUUGAAGGAUGCAUAAUUCUGAAGCAGCCCUGGGGUCCUCCCUGUAACCCCCCUGCAGGGGACACAUGGUACCUCCUCGCUGGGCACCUCUCUUUCAGGUGCCGUGGCUCAGUGUCUAAUACCCUGUGUUCUGACCCACUCUGCAGAGCCACCGAACUUACCUUCUGUUUUUAUUGGUUUCUUUUUUUGCUGUUUGCAUCAUUCCCCGACCUGCAUUUCUCUUAAGGAGGCUACUCCCCAUGGAGAAAACACUCCAGCACCCUCUGCAGUCUUACACUCUGCGAUUUUAAAACUGAAGAUUGCAAAGUGGAAAUCUUAGUUUAUUUUUUUUUUUUGUUAAACUUGUGGAAUUAAUGUAUAAAUAAAGGAAGUAGUGCCUAAAAUGUUUUUGCAUUUUCUCCCCAUGCGUUACUGUACCGUUGAUAUACAAAUUGUGUUGUCAGUUGGGACUAUUUGCUAUUUUUGUAUUUACGCCAGUCUAACGGAAUCACACCAUGCCAUAUGAAGAACACAAGUACAUUGCCUAACUUGUUCUCAAAGUAUUGUUAAAGGUUAUCUUUGAUCUCAAUGCAGAUCUGUGUACACUGACCAGCCAUAACAUUAAAAACAGCUGCCUAAUAUUG
Molecule: messenger RNA, 2030 nt
Organism: Brienomyrus brachyistius
Lineage: Eukaryota; Metazoa; Chordata; Actinopteri; Osteoglossiformes; Mormyridae
Gene: selenot2
Product: selenoprotein T, 2
Exons: 6
Biological process (GO): cell redox homeostasis
Cellular component (GO): endoplasmic reticulum membrane
Molecular function (GO): thioredoxin-disulfide reductase (NADPH) activity
Source: RefSeq, a predicted model, not a curated record